AUGACGGAACUACGGACCACGCAGACCAGGCACCCGAUUACCACUCUUGCAUUGAGAGGUAUUUGCAAAGCGUACACUUUGGAAAGGAUCUUCGACAUAUUAGAUGCAGCUUGCGAAGACGAACGAAAAUAUGAUUUCGUGCACUUGCCAAAAUCAGGAGGGCAAACACAUGGUGGAUUGGCCAUAGUGAACUUCUUGGAUGAAAAAUCUUGUGGACAAUGUCUGCAAAAACUGCUGGCGAUGAGUGACGGUUCUCUUUCUGGGAUCAAAAGCAUCGGACAGUCCUAUAUUCAGGGUUUCGCCGAGAAUUUAGCUUACUUCACAGUGCUCUCCAGACAAAGCGCCGGAGAAGAGCCAAUGAUCUUCGAACACGGAGAAGCGGUUCGUGACAUUUGGCCCGUGAUCCAGAAACAUGUCACUCCUGAACUCAUCACCUGGGCACAAGAGCAGCUUGGCAUAGCUUGGCAUAGCUUGGCAUAG
Messenger RNA from Cladocopium goreaui, 480 nucleotides. NCBI's taxonomy places the organism in Eukaryota, Dinophyceae, Suessiales, Symbiodiniaceae. The record is from the annotation of a GenBank genome assembly.